ACGAUCGACGUCAACGAGUACUCGUACCGCCGGCCCGGCAAGACGCUCUUGCACCAAUCUGCCGCAAUCAACGACGCGCUGUCGACGUCGCUACUCCUCCGCCAUGGUGUCCGCGUUAACUGCCUCGACAACGACGAUGCGACGCCGCUCCAUUUGACAUCAUCGUACGAGAUUGCGCUGCUGCUGCUGGCACACGGCGCUUCGGUUCACAGCAAGCGCCUCGACGGCGCAACGCCUCUGCACCGAUCCGCCUCUGCCGCAGUAGCCAAGAGCCUUCUUCAACACGGCGCAAAUGUUCUCGCGAGAACAAAGGCCGGUAACACUCCACUGCACCUGACCUCUUUGCCCGAGACGGCAACAACUUUGCUAAUGCACGGAGCCCUCGUCGAUGCCGUCAACGUCCACGGACACACGCCGCUGCACCUCGCAUCGAGUUUUGGUCGCUGGAACGUCGUCCUUGUUCUACUCGCGCACGGUGCACGCACAGACCUUAGAGACAAGGAAGGACGCACGAGUGCAAUGAUUGCUGCAUCCGUCGCCGCGACCUUUGCGCACGCAGCUGCCCACGCAGCAGCCGAGGAUCCGCUCGCCAAAGACAUGAUACGAACGAUCGCGACGCUGUCCUACUGGGAGAAGAAGCGCAACGAAGGUCGCAGCGCCCACCACAUACUCUGCGACUUGGCGUGGCGUUGUCUGCGUCCUAUCUGCAAGGACCCUCGCGCUGCGCUCCAGCGCACCAAGCUGCCCAUGGACGUUCUCGAUCUCAUUGUCGCGCAGUACGUCGGCCCGUGGGCGAUUCCGGAACAAGUUGAAGUUGCGUGUAUUUAGAUGUUACGUUUGAAACAUGUUGUCAUUUGUAUGGGCCGGUUAUGGUUAGCGGCA
Molecule: messenger RNA, 882 nt
Organism: Saprolegnia diclina VS20
Lineage: Eukaryota; Oomycota; Saprolegniomycetes; Saprolegniales; Saprolegniaceae
Exons: 1
Coding region: 370-828 (152 amino acids)
Molecular function (GO): protein binding
Source: RefSeq, a predicted model, not a curated record